AUGGCAUCAUCCACCCUCCAAAAGACCUACCCCUGGACCCAAACCCCCCUCAUCAUCAACGGGCCCAUGGGCGGCUUCGCAGGGCCCGAGCUCGCCGCCGCCGUCACCAACGCCGGCGGCAUCGGCUUCAUCGCCGGCGGCCUCGACCUCAGCGCCCUCGACAAACAAAUCGGCACCUACCGCACGCUCCUGGCGCCACACAUCUCCUCCUCCCCCCCUUCCUCCUCCACCGAAGACGCCCUCCUCCCCGUCGGCCUCGGCUUCCUCUGCUUCGGCGCGCCCCUCGCCGACGCCGCGGCGCUCGUAGCCAAGCACCGGCCCGCCGCCGCCUGGCUCUUCGCGCCGCCGCAGCUGGCCGACCACGCGACGUGGGCGCGCGCGCUGCGCCACGCCAGCCCGCGCACGCAGAUCUGGGUGCAGACGGGCUCCGUCGGCGCCGCGCUGCAGGUCGCGCGCGAAGCGUCGCCGGACGUGCUGGUCCUGCAGGGCGCGGACGCGGGCGGGCAUGGCUUCGAGCGCGGCGCGGGGAUAGUGUCGUUGUUGCCUGAGGCGGCGGAUGCGCUUGCGGAGGCGGGGUGCGGAGGAGGGAUUAAGCUAGUUGCGGCGGGGGGCAUUGUGGAAGGGAGGGGGGCGGCGGCGGCGCUGGCGCUCGGGGCGGAGGGUGUGGUGAUGGGGACGCGGUUCCUCGCGUGCGAUGAGGUGGUGCAUGAGGGGUACAGGCGGCUGAUUUUGGAGGCGAGGGAUGGCGGACAGCGGACGGUCAGGUCGAAGGCGUUUGAUGAGGCGAGGCCGGGGGGUAAUUGCUGGCCCGAGAUUUAUGAUGGGAGGGGCAUUGAGAAUAGGACGUAUGCGGAUUUCUUGAAGGGGGUGGAGGGGGACGAGCUGAGGAGGUUGCAUGCCGAGUCGCAGAAGAAUGGGAAGGUUGCUGGGUUCGGCGAGGAAGAGCUCAGGGUUACCGUUUGGGCCGGCACGGGGGUUGGGUUGGUGAAGGAGAUUCUGCCGGCUGGGAAGAUUGUCGAGGAUGUGAGGGAGGGGGCGAGGAAGGUGCUUAAGAAUCUCAGUGCGCAGUUGUAG
Molecule: messenger RNA, 1074 nt
Organism: Lasiodiplodia theobromae
Lineage: Eukaryota; Fungi; Ascomycota; Dothideomycetes; Botryosphaeriales; Botryosphaeriaceae
Product: 2-nitropropane dioxygenase
Exons: 1
Coding region: 1-1074 (357 amino acids)
Molecular function (GO): nitronate monooxygenase activity
Source: RefSeq, a predicted model, not a curated record